AAAGUUAAAAAAUUUUUUUUUCUAAAAUCAUAUCAAAUAUUUAAUAUAAAAGCAAAUAUAAAAGUGAUUCAUUAUUAUAGUACCUUUUGGUGAAUUUAACACUGUGUAUUCAACAAUGGGUCCUAUAUUUGCUUUUGUUCUUAGUAUCAUUGCUUUGAGUAGUGCAACCGCAUCACAAAAUUAUUUUUUUACAAAUGGAAAAGAAAUAGUUUUUAAAUAUGAGUCACAUGUUACCGUACAAACAGACCAACCAGCAUCAUACGCUUCAUUAUAUGAACUUCAAGCUAAAGUCCAUGUCCAAAAGAAUGAAGAAGACACAUUAAUGGUUCGUUUGGAUAAUAUCGUUUUUGAUCUUGAAAAUGGUCCAAUGCAAGAAAGUGUCACUAACCAUGUUUACGUCACAAUUCCAAAAGAAGCUGAAGCACUUUCCCUACCAUUCGCAAUUAAAUAUGACAGUAACAAACUUGUAACCGCUGUGAUGGUUGAUUCAAAUGACCAAGAAUGGUCCUACAAUAUUAAAAAGUCAAUUGCAUCAAUUUUCCAGUUUAACACUGAAGUUUUAUCAACCUUUGAUCGAAAAGAAAGUCACGUUGAAUAUUCAAGAGAACAAACCAUUUAUGGUUUAUGCAACGUUACAUACGAUGUGCUACCACGAAACGAUCAUAUUAUGGUUAUUAAGACAGCCGACCCAAGGCAAUGUGGAGACAAUUACAAUUUAAAAAGAAACGCGAACUUGUUGGAUGUUGACUCUAACCGGAUUUAUAAAAUAAACCAAAAGGACAAGAACGCUCGCAUAGAAAUGAUUGAAGCACGAGGUGAUAUUGUUAUUGCAAAAUUUAGAGCAACCAGUGAAAUGAAAUCACUUAAAGUACAUCAACGAUUUACGUUUGUUGAAGAAGUUGCUGUCACAAAUCCAUUUAUAAUUAGCAAUCAAUUGGUAUUACGUUCAUUAAAAUACGAAGAUCCGCUCUCAAAAUGCCGAGAUGGACCAAUUUUGACUGAUGUUGACAUCACUGGUGGCCGAGCAAAAUAUAAUAAUGAUAUUUUAAUACCAAAAAUUCAUGCUUGGUUAGAUCAAUUAGCAAAUGUGUUACAGGAAAAUCAUCUAACGUUAACUAAACCCGACUCAAAAUUAAUGCACCUUUUACAAAAUUUAUACGAUAAAUUAGAAAACUUUGAUUUAACAACAUUAGAACAUAUUUCCGCUUUAUUACAAGAAAAAUCGCAGGUUUCAUUUAAAUUAUUCGUUCAAUUAUUACCUCAUGUUGGAACACGAUCUUCAGCUUUGCUACUCCGAAAUUUAAUUCGUAAAAAGAAGAUUGAUGAUUCAAUGGCUGUGUUAGUACUUCGUGAUUUACCAGCUCACGUACGCUGUCCAAACGAAAAGUUAUUAACCGAACUUGAAGAUAUGCUUGGACUUGAUACGGAGGGUAGUCGUGUUCAUGUAGCUAGUGUACUUGCUUAUGCUACAUUAAUCAAACGCACAUACUUAGGAGUUGAAGAAAAUUCAACGGUACUUGACAAAUAUGAGAUAUUGUUUUUGAAAAAAGUACUACUUUCUCAAGAUUAUAACAUAAGAGUACUUUAUUUACAUGCGCUAGGCAAUAUUGGAAUGGAAUCGGUAAUUCAUAUUUUAGCUCCAAUUCUAACCGGUGAAUUGCCGCUUCAUGGCAAUUUACGUUCUUUAGCGUUAUGGGCAGUAGCUCCAUUAUUCCAAAAGAAUCCCAGUUUAAUGAUUAAAUAUAUCUGGCCAAUUCUCAGUGACCGUAAGUUAGAUAUUGGUUUACGAACAAUUGCGUAUGAUAUCUAUGUACGAACUGAAAAGCCAACAUUAAAUCGAUUCAUGCAGCUUUACUGGUUAAUGCGAGUUGAAAAUAAUGAGCGUUUCUACAAUUUCCAUUACAAUACAUUGGUAACAAUGACCCAUCUUCAAUAUGUUUUAAAUAAUGAAAAACAAAUUAUUGAAAUAGCGCGUGCCAUUUUACGAAUGAGUCGUCAUCCAAUAGUCGCAUAUGAAAAUGAAGGAAUAUUUGUAAAAGACUUCAUUGAUAAGGAAUCUGGACUUGGUGGAAAAAUUGAUACUAUGUAUUCGUUUGGAAAUGAUGUCACCAUUCGUUCAAGAACAAUGUCACGUGUUUAUGGUUUUGAUGUAGAAAUGUUUUCCUUCCAUUUUGGUGUUGUUACACCAACGAAUAAUGAUAUUAAAUCCAAAGAAUCCGCUCCAAAAUAUGUUGAGCUCAUAGUAAGACGCGAAGGCAGAGUUGUUAUGAUUUACGUGGAGGACACACUAACUCCACGUAGAUUCUUCGAUAUUAUUAAAGAUUUAGGAGUUAACAUUGAUACAAAUGAACAUAAUCAAAUUCUUGAAAUUCCAUAUUUAUACGAACGAAUUAUGCCAACCGAUUUCGGAGUACCAAUUCGAAUGCCUGAAUUACUGUCACACAUCUACACCAUUUAUGGCAAAAUUGACAAUACAGAAAAUAAAAAUAUGAAAUUUGAUUUUAAAAUAAAGACAAUGACUUUACACAACACCGCAUUUCAAGUAUAUAAUCCAAUCAACGAUUUAUGGCAUGGAAUUGAAGAAAUUUCGCAUAUGAAUUUCCAAUUAGGAUUCACUAUUUUUGCUUCACAAAAAGACGAUGGUGUAUACCAAAUUAAAAUUAAAACAUUAAGUAAAGAUGCUGGUAAUGGAUUACAAGUGCAUACUGAAACUGUUGCUUUUAUCAAAGGCGAAAAUGCGCAAGAAUUACUUAAACAAUCCCAUAAAGAAAGCUUAGUUCGAAGAUCAAUAAUCCGUGGAGAAGACUAUAUUACCGAUACUGUAGUCUACGAUACAGAAUGUAAUACACUUGGACAACAUGUUCAAGUGAAAAUAUUUGAUUGUGAUCGUGAUUUAUCAUCUGGUGGCCUAAUUACACGUCUGCAAGAAAUCAAUACUGAUGAAAAUAAUGAUGGUUUUAUGACUUUAGAAUUAUUAAAUUUGUAUUUGUCAACAUUAUUCCCAACUGGUAAUGGACGUUGCGGCUAUGGUGUCAUUCUUACACCUUUAGAGACUUUCGAUCAUAUGGAAUUCGAUGUAACUAUGUUUACAAAAGGAGAAGUGUCUAAACCAAAAGACUACAUGCUUGGAUUUGUAGCAGAAUCAAUUACCAUUGAAAUGGAUAUGCAAGGUACUACAAAAUCGGUUCAAAACACUAAUCUUGCUACAUAUCAUUCGCAUCUUAAUGUAAGCACUACUGAGCUACAACGAAUUGGUGAAAUCAAAUGGUGGAUCGUUCACAAAGAUCAAGUUAACAAGGAACGUAAGCUUGAUAUUGACUUACGUUAUCAAAUGAAAGAAGAUCAUUUAGAUUCCAAAUUAAUUUUAUCACUGGGUGAAGUUGACAAAUUAGGAGUAAUUACCUUUGACAUUAAAGGUACUCGUAGCGAAGAACAACAACGUAUAUUGAAAGAACGUAAAAUAACUUAUAACGAAUGCCGACCAGAAAUGGUUGCAGGAAAGUUCUUAGCUCCUGUUCCACUUGAAUGUGCAAUUGCGCAUUCAAAUUUAAACCGAUAUGCGAUCCAUGUUGCUGUCAAUGAUGUCCAAAACAGAAUGGUAAAAAUGAUUUUAUCUCAUUUUAAUGCUUUACGUCAUCGAUAUUUCAUGUACGUGAAAAGAACUACUAAAGAUGAAACAAAUGAUGUAAUGCCAAUGCACCUAUAUAUAGAUUAUCCCAUAUUCCGAAAGGAAUGGGAUAUAACAGUUGAUACACCAAGUUACAAUGAAAUUUACUUGGGAAUACCACGAAACGAAUGGAUAGACUGGGAUUUGGAUGAUAAUUCAUUGCCUAAUAUUUUCUUUACUCUUUCUAACUGGGAUGGAAUUGAUCGUGUUACCUCGAUGGCGCAAUGUGUUAUUUCUAAAGAAUAUGUUUUAACGUUAAAUGGUAAUGCUCAUAAAUAUGGAAUAACAAACGACUGGUCAAAAUGGUCUUUAUAUCUUAAAGCAAGUACAGCAGAGGAAGGUGAAGUUUAUAGUUUUUUCGUUAAAAACGUAAAUGGUAAUCGACCUUUGGCAAUGCAAAUAAAAAUGGGAAAAGAUGUCAUUGAAAUCAUACCAGAAGGGCAUGAAUUCGUUAUCAAAGUAAAUAAUAAUGUGGUUACGCCAAUUGUUGGAAAAUACACAGAAGAACCAAUCUGGAGUUAUUUAAUGGUUGAAUCACCAAAAAUGAUCAUGUUCUCUACAAGAUUGUAUGGACUCCAUGUAAUUUACGACGGUAGAACAAUACGUUCAAUGCUUCAUCCAGGACUAAUACAAAAUUUUGACGGACAUUGUGCAGAAGCUGGGUUAGAACAGGACUUUAGCAUAAGCACUGCAAGCUUUGUUACUGCUAUGUCUAUGUUUGGAUUAUAACUUUAA
Chrysoperla carnea is the source of this 4402-nucleotide messenger RNA. RefSeq lists its product as uncharacterized. Lineage: Eukaryota; Metazoa; Arthropoda; Insecta; Neuroptera; Chrysopidae. The record is from RefSeq and is a predicted model, not a curated record. Gene Ontology annotation, biological process: lipid transport. Gene Ontology annotation, molecular function: lipid carrier activity. The transcript is spliced from 4 exons. The coding region runs from base 116 to 4396 and encodes 1426 amino acids.